CAUCAAACCAUAGCUUCUAAGGAGUAAAGGGUGCUGCAUCUCAGCUAACAGCCAUGGCUUUUGGACUCCUUUUGUGGGUUUCCUGUAUCUCUUUUUUCUUAUUUGAUGGCAGUGUUGGUGUACCAGCUAUAAAAGGGUAUGGAUAUUCAUAUAAAUCUGACCCCCGUAACAUGGUUGAUGAAGAGGAAGUGAUCUGGCCAACCUUUGAUCAGAUUAACUGGCAGUUUUCAAACAACCCACCAGCUGGCAGUGUAUACGCAACCAACAACAAGCCUGAAUUUACGCAGUCAGCUUGGGCUCCAUCUCGACAAGACCUGCCAAACACACCCAGUGCUCGUGAGGUACAGGGACUUAAUAAUGGUCUGUCAAGGCACUGGGGACCGGAAACUGCUGACAAACCACUUUUAUUUCCUUUAAAGCUGACUGAUCCAGCCAAGCCUCAGCCAGGUCCCGUCCAACCUCAACCAGCACCACUUGGUGUAGCCUCUACGUACAGUAUGCCUUCCUCUCCAAGUGCUGGUGGCCCAACUUCCUACUAUGCCCCAUCCUCUACCCCUCGUGCUGCGCAGUCUCCUAGCUUUGAUUCUUGGCAGCCUAAGCCAGAUAGCAGUGGUUAUGGUAUGAUUGGCUAUAACACUGGCUCCAGUGCAGAUGGUGGAGCUAAUGUUCCCCGUCUUGUCUACGAGGAGGUCUUUCAAUAUCCCUCUGAUAACACUAAGCCCGCGAGUAAUGGUGCCAUCUACAAUGCUGCAGGAGGGUCUUCAGUUAAAUACGACUCCCCACUAUUGCCCAGUUAUCCACCUAAUCUAGAAGCCCAGCCUGCCGAUCCAUCUGGGAUGGGGAGUUUCCCUGGAGGAGUGAACCUCAAUAUUGGUCAAACAGACGAGCCACGUCAUGAGAUUCCUUCGCUUCCACAAAAAACAGUUAUCAGGACCCAAAAAGUUGUUUCCCAGAGACUGACUGAACCAGUCCCUCCUUCACGCUACAUUAUCCAGUCCAGAAAUGGCUACCAGCGACGCCGGCGUCACCUCUCCAAAUCCAGGGUCAAAGGGUCCAGCACAGAGUCAACCAGCUGCACCUAAGGGUGUAAGUAACCCUCAAAGAACCAAGUGGUAACCAACAUGGCUAUUGUGGCAGCGUUGCAGAAUGCUGCGUCUGCUGAAGACAAUAAAACUCUUAAAAUUGUA
Messenger RNA from Morone saxatilis (striped sea-bass), 1187 nucleotides. RefSeq lists its product as uncharacterized. NCBI's taxonomy places the organism in Eukaryota, Metazoa, Chordata, Actinopteri, Moronidae. The coding region runs from base 54 to 1082 and encodes 342 amino acids. The transcript has 5 exons. The record is from RefSeq and is a predicted model, not a curated record.